CCGCAGGCGGAGAUGGCGGCCGUGCUGAGGGCCGAGCGGCUCGAGGUGUCCAUCGACGGCCUCACGCUGAGCCCCGACUCGGAGGAGCGGGCCGGGGCCGGGGCCGGGGCCGGGGCCGGGGACCGACCCGAACCCCAGCGGCAGCCGUCCCCGUCGCCGCCCCCGCCGCCCCCGCGGGAGGAGGAGGCUGAGGAGACGGCUGAGGAGACUGAGGCGGCUGAGGCGCAGCGGCUGGAGCGGCGCUUCGGCUUCGGGCUGGAGGAGCUGUACGGGCUGGCGCUACGCUUCUUUAAGGAAAAAGAUGGCAAGGCAUUCCAUCCAACCUAUGAGGAAAAACUCAAACUCGUGGCACUGCACAAGCAAGUUCUUUUGGGCCCCUAUAAUCCAGACACAUGUCCUGAAGUUGGAUUCUUUGAUGUCCUGGGGAAUGACAGGAGGAAAGAAUGGGCAGCACUUGGAAACCUGGCUAAAGAGGAUGCCAUGACCGAGUUUGUCAAGCUGCUGAACAGAUGCUGCCAUCUCUUCUCCACUUAUGUUACAUCUCAUAAAAUAGAGAAGGAAGAGCAAGAAAAAAAGAGGAAGGAGGAGGAGGAACGAAGGCGUCAGGAAGAGGAAGAGCGAGAACGUCUGCAAAAGGAAGAAGAGAAACGGAGGCGGGAGGAGGAGGAGAGGCAGCGGCGGGAAGAGGAGGAGAGGCGGCGGAUAGAAGAGGAAAGGUUCCGGUUAGAGCAGCAGAAGCAACAGAUCAUGGCAGCCCUAAACUCCCAGACUGCAGUGCAGUUCCAGCAGUAUGCAGCCCAGCAGUAUCCAGGGAAUUAUGAGCAGCAGCAGAUUCUCAUCCGUCAGCUGCAGGAGCAGCACUAUCAGCAGUACAUGCAGCAGCUCUACCAAGUCCAGCUUGCCCAGCAGCAGGCGGCACUCCAGAAGCAGCAGCAGGAGGUAGCAGCAGCCUCUGGAGCCACCCUGGCUCCUGUCCCAAAGGGGGCUGCCCCUGGGCCAGGUGAUCUGCCCUCCAUCAACGGACAGGCCACCGCACACAAUGACAGCUUGGAAAAGGAACCGGAACCAGAAGUUGCCGAAGAAGUGCUCGAGAAUGGACCGAAAGAGCCCGUGCCGGUAAUCGCUGCUCCGUCCAUGUGGACGCGACCCCAGAUCAAAGACUUUAAAGAGAAGAUCCGGCAGGACGCAGACUCGGUGAUAACGGUGGGUCGAGGAGAAGUGGUCACCGUCCGCGUGCCGACGCACGAAGAGGGAUCUUACCUCUUCUGGGAGUUUGCUACAGACAAUUAUGACAUUGGUUUUGGGGUAUAUUUUGAAUGGACAGACUCCCCCAACACUGCAGUCAGUGUGCACGUCAGCGAAUCCAGCGACGACGAGGACGAAGAGGAAGAAAAUACCAGCAGCGAAGAAAAAGCCAAAAAGAACGCCAACAAGCCUCAGCUAGACGAAAUUGUGCCUGUGUACCGACGAGACUGUCACGAAGAGGUGUAUGCGGGCAGCCACCAAUACCCAGGGAGAGGAGUCUAUCUCCUUAAAUUUGACAACUCGUACUCUUUGUGGAGGUCAAAAACAGUGUACUACAGAGUCUAUUACACUAGAUAAAGGUGUGUAGUUACAGAGGCGGUGGGGGCUGGGGCUGUGCAGGAGCCAUCGCUAGUUUGGGAAAUCCCUACUACCCUUACAGAGCAUUGGAGUCCGUUUUUUCCCUUAUUCUGUGUUUGGUGCAUCAGGCUCUCCCCAGGGCCCCGGGGGGUCACCCAGCCUCACCUGGCACUUAGAGAGUUAACAGUCAUUGGUGUCCAGGCUUAAGUGGCCUGAGCGCUGAGUAAAGCCCUCCCUCCAAGCCCCCCCUUCCUCCCCCGCCUUCCACGGUGCUCUGAGAGGGUCAGCAGUGAAAUUGUCUUUGAAAAUCUGCGGAUGGGUGGAAGGUCAAAUUUUCUCACAAUUAAAAAUAGCCCCUCACAAUGCAGUUUAAGUAGCAAAUUGUCUCUGUGCUGUCUUGUAAGAGAGCCGGAAUCAGGAAGACAGCUGGUUUUUGCUUGUCUUGGAUCGAGGCAGGCAUCUAGGGUAGGGGCCAGAGGGUCUUGCUGCCUUUAAGUUUGUGUGUAAGCUGGCUGCAAAGCAGAGGCACCAAGCACUCUGGUUCUGUAUGUUACACGGUCCCCUUCUUCUCCCCCCUCCACCCCUUCAAGCAGCUGUUAAUUCUGCCCCUCUGUUGUCGGGAUCCAGACUGACCAUAGGAAAGUGGGGGUGGGAGUAGGGGCUACUGCUCACAACUGAGUUUUCUGCACAACUUUUCAGUCUUGCUCUCUAUUUUGUGGACUCCAGUGGGCACCUAGGGCAUCGAAAUAGCUAAAACAGUUUUGGUAUCGUUACAACUCGUAGAGUCUAGUGUUGCACUAAUAUUAAGGAAAUGACGGCUCUUUCCUCGGGUCAAACUUUGGAAUUCUGUAUAUAUGGCCGGAGAGGGGUCAGGUAGAGGGAGGAUUCCUGCCCGGCUCCCUGUGGGGACCUGUCUCAGCUGAGGGUGGAGCAGGAUGGGGUUCAGGAAUCACAGCUGCCAACCUGAGAUCCUGGUGGGGGUCCCAGGGUGGGGUGAGGCAGGCGGGGGCAACCCUAGCCAUAAUCCAUCUACUGAGCCGUGCCCUGCUUCUCUCCGCCUGGGACCUCUUCCGUUAGCCAGCGCCCACCGUUUGGUUUUCCGUGCCUGCUGGUUUUUCUCCCUUUCUUCUCACUGAUCAGCUUCAGGUCUGUGCUAAGCAGACCUUCCGCGGGGGGUCUUGAAUCGGCAUCAGAAACCCAGCCCCGACUCGCCUCAGUGCUGUUACACUUGAAAGGCCCUCUGCUCUCGUGUAUAUAGCAUAUAGAAAGAUAACCACGGAGUUGGGCAGUACCUUGCUUUUUUUAAACGAGAGAGACUAUUUAAACUGUAAAAUAAAACUAAAAAAGCAGGCACUAAUAUAUAUUUCUCCCAGGCCUCGGUUACUGAUUUUUGUCAUUACACGUGUUCAGCUGACUUCUUUCUCUCCAAGUAGCAUUGUUCUCGGGAGCGGUGUGUGACGCUUAGAAUGGCAGCAAUUCCUGGCAAGGGUUCACGUCAGCCUUCUUGGUUUCCAACUUUUUCUAUUGCCUUCGGCUGUGGAUUAAUUAGUACAGUACAAGUGCGAUUUCAAAAGUAUCUUGGAAUAAUAUAUUUAAUCAAUUAAAAUACAUUUACCUGUAUCUUGUUGACUGCUCAUUAAUGUGGUUGUUUUCCAAGACCCAAUCCUGUGUGUCGCUGUUCAGAUAGGGAAAGAAGACAUGUACUCCGUGACCUUUUCUGUUUUUAAAGAGGUCUAGUGUAGAAACUCUGUUUUUGGGUUUGAUUCUUCUGUUUCUGCUGUGAAUAUCUUGGUGCGGUCGAUUAGAUUUUUACAUUUCCAAACUUCCCAAUUAAAAGCGUUGACUUUA
Tachyglossus aculeatus (Australian echidna) is the source of this 3450-nucleotide messenger RNA. It is a transcript of the gene ACBD3, whose product is annotated as acyl-CoA binding domain containing 3. The transcript has 8 exons. The record is from RefSeq and is a predicted model, not a curated record. Gene Ontology annotation, molecular function: fatty-acyl-CoA binding. The coding region runs from base 13 to 1602 and encodes 529 amino acids. Gene Ontology annotation, cellular component: Golgi membrane. NCBI's taxonomy places the organism in Eukaryota, Metazoa, Chordata, Mammalia, Monotremata, Tachyglossidae.